Molecule: messenger RNA, 2518 nt
Organism: Ipomoea triloba (trilobed morning glory)
Lineage: Eukaryota; Viridiplantae; Streptophyta; Magnoliopsida; Solanales; Convolvulaceae
Product: transcription factor IIIB 60 kDa subunit
Exons: 21
Coding region: 406-2286 (626 amino acids)
Biological process (GO): transcription preinitiation complex assembly; DNA-templated transcription initiation; transcription by RNA polymerase III
Cellular component (GO): transcription preinitiation complex; transcription factor TFIIIB complex; nucleus
Molecular function (GO): TBP-class protein binding; RNA polymerase III general transcription initiation factor activity; RNA polymerase III type 3 promoter sequence-specific DNA binding
Source: RefSeq, a predicted model, not a curated record
GAGACCGCCGGACUGCUACAGCGAUCGCCACUUUUCUAUUCGCUUUCAGCGAGUUGCGAGACACCUCAGCUAGCCAACGCCAUCGCUACAGCCACCGCAGCUAGCCAUUGCCAUCGCUACUUCUUCAACCUUCACUUCCAGCUUCCAACCGCCACCGCAAGUCGCAGCCACGCCUCACCGCCAGCUUCCCGCUGCUCCACUGUCGUCCAUCCGUCCGGCACUCCGUCUCCAGCGACCAGCAAGUCGAUAACAACUUGCAAAUACUCUGUCUCGUCCGUUAUAUUUGCUGCUCCGAAGCCGCCAAAAACCCUACAUAAUUCACAGAACUCUAAGUAAGGAUAAAGACCGGAAAACUAUCCCGGUGAUUGAGAUUUGAUUAAGGUUGGGGUGCUUGAACCAAAGAUCAUGGUGUGGUGUAGCUACUGUGGGAAAAGUGUCCACGCUGACAACGUUGACGGCAGACAAUGCUGUACGCUGUGUGGGAGAGUCCUUAGCGAAGAUAAUUUUGCAACGGAAGUUACCUUUGUUAAAAAUGCAGCCGGACAGAGUCAAAUGGCUGGGAAUUUUGUAAGGACUGUGCAAAGUAAUUUCUCAGCUUCACGUGAUAGAACACUUCGGGAAGCUUAUGAAGGUAUAGAUAGCAUGUUAUAUGCACUGGGGAUUGAUGGUGGUGAUUCUAUAGCUAAUCCUGCUUUAAGAUUUUAUACGAUAGCACUUGAGCGGAAUUUCACUAGGGGACGUAGGAAGGAACAAGUUCAGGCAGCUUGUCUUUACAUUGCUUGUAGGGAAAAGAAAAAGCCAUUUCUUCUCAUCGAUUUUUCUGAGUACUUGAGGAUUAAUGUUUAUGUAUUAGGUGCUGUCUUCUUACAGCUUUGCAAACUUCUAAGCCUUGAGGAGCACCCAAUUGUUCAAAAACCUGUAGAUCCUAGCCUUUUCAUUCAUCGAUUCACUGAUCGUUUAUUUGGUGAGAGGAAGCCAAAUGUUUCCAGAACUGCACUUCAUAUUGUUGCUAGUAUGAAGCGAGAUUGGAUGCAGACAGGGAGAAAACCGAGUGGGGUAUGUGGAGCUGCACUUUACAUAGCUUCUCUUUCAUAUGGACUGAAGUGUUCCAAGUUGGACAUUAUCAAGGUUGUGCACAUUUGUGAAGCUACAUUGACAAAGCGUUUAAUUGAAUUUGAGAAUACAGAUUCUGGGAGCUUAACGAUUGAGGAGUUCAAUACAAGAGCUGUGGAGCUUGAGAAAGAGCAGAGGCUGAUGACAGUUCAAUUCCCAGUGUCAAAAGAAUCUGGAAUAAGUGAAUUACUUUGUGAACACAAAGGGAGUGGGAUACCUCCCUUUGCCCAUGGCCUUUGUGAAAGCUGUUAUACUGAUUUUAUAACAAUUUCUGGUGGGCUUGAUGGGGGAUCAGAACCUCCAGCUUUCCAACGGGCUGAGAAAGAAAGGCUAAUGGCAAAGGAAGCUGAUGAUGAUGAUCGUGACGUUUUAGAUUAUGUCGCAUCUACUGAAGCAGAGAACAACUACAAAAAUCUGGCGUAUUCUGCAAACGGAAAUGUUCAGAAUGCAAAUGCAAAUGAAACCAUGCAGGGAAAGGAGCAUGAAUUGAUGGCAGGUGUUGCUUCCACAUCUGGAACUAUGCAGGAUGACACUGUUGAUAAGUCACAUGGAAUUGAUGAUAUUAAUUCAAAAGGUUCUGAUGAGUCAGAUAACUUCUCUGAUAUCGAUGAUGUAGAGGUUCACACAUAUCUAAAUGAUGAGGAGGAGAAGCGCCUCAAGCAGAUUAUUUGGGAGAAAGUGAAUAGAGAGUAUCUUGAGGAACAAGCAGCCAAAGAAGCAGCUGCAUUAGCUUCCAAAAAGGGUUUUGAAUCCAGUUACACCUGCCCUGAGGAAAUGGAAGCUGCACAGAAGCUUGCUGCUGCAGCUGCAGCUGCUCUGGCAAAGUCAAAAAAGGAGAAGCAACAGCGAAGAGCUGCAGAAUUGAGGAACUCUGGUCCUGCCAAAACUGCAGCAGAAGCUACGCAACAAAUGUUGAGUAGAAAGAGGAACUCUAUAGUCAACCGCGAUGUAUUGGAUUCGCUGUUUGAUGAAUCUCCACUUCCCAAUCCCAAGAAAAGUCGAAAUGACUCAGAUGCCAAUGAAGGUGGAAACCCGAAAGAUAACAAACUUGAUCCUGCUACAGAGGAUGGCGGAGAAGACUGGAUGGGUGGAGGAGAAUAUGACAACGAUGUAAAUUAUACAGAACAGGAAGCCUAUGAUUAUGAUGAACAAUAUGGUUUUGAAGAGUACUAAAUAAUUUACAGGUAUUCUUGUUUUUAAAAAAAUGUACAGGUAUUCAUUUAUACUCAUUUUUUCCUUCCAAAUUGAGGUUGCGAGGUCAGGAGGUUCUAACAAAUAGGAUACUGGAGCAUAGGUGUUGCUACUCAUGAUAGCGCGUAGUAAUUUGUCAAUAACCUCAUUUGUUGUAUUAAAGACUUAUUAAUUUAAUUAGAAUUUUAAUUGUAAAUGCUUUAUUUUUUUCUCC